This is a messenger RNA of Cetraspora pellucida, 607 nucleotides long. The record is from the annotation of a GenBank genome assembly. Lineage: Eukaryota; Fungi; Glomeromycota; Glomeromycetes; Diversisporales; Gigasporaceae.
AUAAUAUUGUAUGGGUUGAUCUUUCUUCAAUUACGGACCGAAUAAAUAGAACUGCCUCGACAGCUUGUAUUGGUGAAAAAAAAUCAAAUCAUCUAUUAUGGUGGCGAGAGUGCAGAAAUAAUGCAACCAAACGAAAAUUUGCUCAAUGUAUUACUUCGGAAAACGCAAUAUAUAUCUAUGAUGGACAUGAUUUAUUUAGCAUAGUCAAAUUAGAUACUUCAAAUUCAAUUUUACAACCUAAUUCUUCAUUUAUUGUGCUUGAUACCUUAACAUUUACAUGGUCAUCUCCUACAAUUUCUACUGGUGAUAAAAGCGGCAAUAUUACAAAUGACAUUUUUCUUCUUGAUGUAAGCCUAAAAGAUAAUUAUAAAUGGUCUACGGUAUUCGAUCCCGCCAAAUUACUUCAAUAUAUUCCUGCAACAACUGAUAUAAUGUCAGCACCAACUUCUAAUUCAUUAUCCGUUAAUUUUGGCGCACUAAUUGGAGGUACAUUUGUUGGAAUUACGGGUCUUAUUAUAAUAUCAGCGGUUUCUGCAAUAAUGGUCAAAAGAUAUGGACAUUAUCCUACUUUUAUUUCUCAAGAAGAGACAAGUCAUCAAAUAGAACA